This is a messenger RNA of Phalacrocorax carbo (great cormorant), 334 nucleotides long. The record is from RefSeq and is a predicted model, not a curated record. Lineage: Eukaryota; Metazoa; Chordata; Aves; Suliformes; Phalacrocoracidae.
AUGGCCUCGCUCGGGCCCCCCGGCGCCCUGGGGGCCCCCCCGCCCCGCGGGAGCCUCCCCCCGGGGCGGGGGUCGCUGCCCCCCCCCUACGCCGUGGUGCUCAUCUCCUGCUCGGGGCUGGUGGCCUUCGUCCUCCUCCUCCUCACCUGCCUCUGCUGCAAACGGGGCGACGUCGGCUUCAAGGAGUUCGAGAACCCCGAGGGUGAGGAAGACUCCGGGGAGUUCACGCCGCCGCCCGAGGAGACGUCGUCCUCCCCCUCCCCCUCCCUGCCCGACGUCUACGUCCUGCCCCUGGGCGAGGUGGGGGGGCCCGGCCCCCCGCCCCCCCCCGCCG